UGAAACCCAAGCCUCAUUCUCUUUCUCUCCCUCUGGCAAGCAUGCUGCUGGUAGAAGCCCCCAGGUAGAAACUGCUUCAAAAAUCUUUCAAUGCCUCUUCCUCGGGAACACCUAUGGCUCCGGGAUCACAGCUCAGCUCUUUAAGCUGGUCAUAAGCCAGCCAACUUGCUGAUAGGAUUUAAAUUCUGAAGAGAAUGUGGCCAUUUUUCUCUCAGACGGAAGGAUCGCUUCAAUUUCCGCCUUUGUAAUUGCUUCCUUUCCUUGAAGGUGCCUGGGUCUUGUUUUCUUUCAAACAUCUUCCUUCCGAACUUGCCUGCCAUGCCGACCGUCAUUAGUGCAACUGUGGCCCCGAGGACAGGGGCUGAGCCCAGGUCCCCAGGGCCCGGUCCUCACCCGGCCCAAGGCAAGACCACCGAGGCCGGAGGUGGACACCCAGGUGGUAUCUAUUCAGCCAUCAUCAGCCGCAAUUUUCCAAUUAUCGGAGUGAAGGAGAAGACGUUUGAGCAGCUCCACAAGAAGUGCCUGGAGAAGAAAGUUCUUUAUCUGGAUCCCGAGUUCCCGCCAGAUGAGACCUCUCUCUUUUAUAGCCAGAAGUUCCCCAUCCAGUUCGUCUGGAAGAGACCUCCGGAAAUCUGCGAGAAUCCCCGAUUUAUCAUUGGCGGAGCCAACAGGACUGACAUCUGCCAAGGAGAUCUAGGAGACUGCUGGUUUCUGGCCGCCAUUGCCUGCCUGACCCUGAAUGAGCGGCUGCUUUUCCGAGUUAUACCCCAUGAUCAAAGUUUCACUGAAAACUAUGCGGGGAUCUUCCACUUCCAGUUCUGGCGCUAUGGAGACUGGGUAGAUGUGGUUAUUGAUGACUGUCUGCCAACAUACAACAAUCAGCUGGUUUUCACCAAGUCCAACCACCGCAAUGAGUUCUGGAGUGCUCUGCUGGAGAAGGCUUAUGCUAAGCUCCACGGUUCCUAUGAAGCCCUAAAAGGUGGCAACACCACAGAAGCCAUGGAGGACUUCACAGGCGGGGUGACAGAGUUUUUUGAGAUCAAGGAUGCUCCCAGUGACAUGUACAAGAUCAUGAGGAAAGCCAUCGAGAGAGGGUCCCUCAUGGGCUGCUCCAUUGAUGAUGGUACGAACAUGACUUAUGGAACCUCUCCUUCGGGUCUGAACAUGGGGGAGUUGAUUGCGCGGAUGGUGAGAAAUAUGGAUAACUCGCUGCUCAGAGACUCAGACCUCGACCCCAGGGGCUCAGAUGACAGACCGUCAAGGACGAUUGUUCCUGUGCAGUAUGAAACAAGAAUGGCCUGUGGGCUGGUGAAAGGUCAUGCCUAUUCAGUCACUGGGCUGGAGGAGGCCCUGUUCAAAGGCGAGAAGGUGAAGCUGGUUCGGCUGCGGAACCCCUGGGGCCAGGUGGAGUGGAACGGCUCUUGGAGUGAUGGUUGGAAGGACUGGAGCUUUGUGGACAAAGAUGAGAAGGCCCGUCUACAGCACCAGGUCACUGAGGAUGGAGAGUUCUGGAUGUCCUAUGAUGACUUCGUCUACCAUUUCACAAAGCUGGAGAUCUGUAACCUCACAGCUGACGCCCUGGAGUCUGACAAGCUACAGACCUGGACCGUGUCUGUAAACGAGGGCCGCUGGGUGAGGGGCUGUUCUGCUGGCGGCUGCCGUAACUUCCCAGACACUUUCUGGACCAACCCGCAGUACCGUCUAAAGCUCCUGGAGGAGGAUGAUGACCCCGAUGACUCGGAGGUGAUCUGCAGCUUCCUGGUGGCUCUGAUGCAGAAGAAUCGUCGCAAGGACCGGAAGCUGGGAGCCAACCUCUUCACCAUUGGCUUCGCAAUCUACGAGGUUCCCAAAGAGAUGCACGGGAAUAAGCAGCACCUGCAGAAGGACUUUUUCUUGUACAACGCCUCCAAGGCCAGAAGCAAAACCUACAUCAACAUGCGGGAAGUGUCCCAGCGCUUCCGCCUGCCCCCCAGCGAGUACGUCAUUGUGCCUUCCACCUAUGAGCCCCAUCAGGAGGGGGAAUUCAUCCUCCGGGUCUUCUCUGAAAAGAGGAAUCUCUCUGAGGAAGCUGAAAACACGAUCUCUGUGGAUCGGCCAGUGAAAAAGAAAAAAAACAAGCCCAUCAUCUUCGUUUCAGACAGAGCAAACAGCAACAAGGAGCUGGGUGUGGACCAGGAGGCAGAGGAGGGCAAAGACAAAGCAGGGCCCGAUAAGCCAGGGAGAGCCCCACAGGCAGGGCCUGGCCACACGGACCAGGAGACUGAGGAGCAGCAACAGUUCCGGAACAUCUUCAGGCAGAUUGCAGGCGAUGACAUGGAGAUCUGUGCGGAUGAACUCAAGAACGUCCUUAACACGGUGGUGAACAAACGUGAGCCACUCAUGCCAGAUGCGGGGGAUGGGCAGGGGCCGCAGCUGUCUGAAAGCAACUCCUCACCCUUCUCCAUCCCCCCAGACAAGGACCUGAAGACACAAGGGUUCACGCUGGAGUCUUGCCGAAGCAUGAUCGCUCUCAUGGAUACAGAUGGCUCUGGGAGGCUGAAUCUGCAAGAGUUCCAUCACCUCUGGAAAAAGAUCAAGGCCUGGCAGAAAAUCUUCAAACACUAUGACACAGACCAUUCCGGCACCAUCAAUAGCUAUGAGAUGCGAAAUGCAGUCAAUGAUGCAGGCUUCCACCUCAACAGCCAACUCUAUGACAUCAUCACCAUGCGCUAUGCAGACAAACACAUGAACAUCGACUUCGACAGUUUCAUUUGCUGCUUCGUCAGGCUGGAAGGGAUGUUCAGAGCUUUUAACGCAUUCGACAAGGACGGAGAUGGCAUCAUCAAACUGAACGUUCUCGAGUGGUUGCAGCUUACCAUGUAUGCCUGAACUAGACAGGCCUCAUGCAAGAUCAACCAAGACUCCAACCCAACCCAGCUAGAGCCAUGUACCACCAAGAAUCCAGCGGCCGCACCUCCACAAAACCUAGGGGGCUUCUGGCCUUGUUCCUUCUCCACUUUGCCCCCAAUCUCGGUGCCCAGCCUGGUGCUUGGGAGAACUCUUUGCCACCGGAAGGCUAGUGUCUGCCUGAGCCAGCUGCAGCUUCACUGGGUGGUCUGCUGAUUCUGAGUUGCCCACUUAGCUUGCAUUGGGCUGUCCACAGCACCAGCUAGUGGUACUCACUCAUACAGGAACCCAGUCGCCAAGUCUGCACUCAGUUCUGCCAGUUUUAGGAUGGGUUAACUCUGGGGUAAACAGGGCUGAUGCUUGGAGAUAUGACAAAAAUUUGGCUGCAUUCUGAAAAAAAGUUAAAUAAAGGCACAUGUGUGGCUGA
Peromyscus maniculatus bairdii (prairie deer mouse) is the source of this 3313-nucleotide messenger RNA. Lineage: Eukaryota; Metazoa; Chordata; Mammalia; Rodentia; Cricetidae. The record is from RefSeq and is a predicted model, not a curated record.